Messenger RNA from Eruca vesicaria subsp. sativa (arugula), 1152 nucleotides. Lineage: Eukaryota; Viridiplantae; Streptophyta; Magnoliopsida; Brassicales; Brassicaceae. The record is from the annotation of a GenBank genome assembly.
GAAAAACCGAAGCAACAACCUAUGGAUGUGUCAAGUGAGACGGUGGAGAGAACCGAUCUUCAGCAACCAUUGGUGGACCGGACGGUCUCCGAGCCAAAACCUCCCAAAGAUGUCGGACUCGAGACCGUUUUAACGGAUAGUAGACUUUCAUGUCGGAGGCGCGUGUACUUAGGCGCGUGCAUAGAGUUGAAAUUACUCUUCCGGCUGGCACUUCCGGCCAUACUAGUCUAUCUUUUCAACAUCGGAAUGAGUAUCUCCGCUCGUAUAUUCUCCGGACAUCUCGGCGGUCAGGAACUCGCCGCCGCAUCCCUCGGAAUCAGCUGCUUCUCUCUCGUCUAUGGCCUCAUGUUAGGCAUGGGCAGUGCAGUCGAGACACUAUGUGGACAAGCCUAUGGAGCCAAACGGUAUGAUAUGCUUGGGAUCUAUCUCCAAAGAGCAACAAUUGUCCUCGUUAUAGUGGGUUUGCCCAUGACAGUGCUAUACACCUUCUCAUUCCCGAUCCUACUUAUUAUGGCAGUUUCAGCAUUAUCCUUCAUGGUCUCUGUCGGCUUUAACGCCGCUGCAAGUAUACGAACAAGUAAUGAGCUCGGAGCAGGUAAUCCAAAAUCAGCGUUGUUCUCUACAUGGACGGUGACUAUUGUUUCCUUCAUGAUCUCCGUUGGGGAGGCGCUCAUCCUGAUGGCGUCACGUGAUUACAUUAGCUACAUUUUCACGUCAGACGCUGAUGUGGCUGAGGCCGUCUCUGACCUCUGCCCUUAUCUUGCCAUCACUGUCAUUCUCAACGGAAUCCAACCCGUCUUGUCCGGUAUACUGCAUAUAAACUUAACCGGAUUUAACUUAACCAAACCGAGUCAAAUAAAUAUCGGUUUUGUAUUUGUUGCAGGAGUAGCAGUGGGAUGUGGAUGGCAGACAUUCGUGGCAUAUGUGAAUGUUGGUUGUUACUAUGUUGUUGGUAUUCCCAUUGGUUGUGUUCUCGGCUUCACUUUCAAUUUGCAAGCCAAGGGUAUAUGGACUGGAAUGAUUGGAGGUACCCUCAUGCAAACUCUCAUCUUACUUUACGUCACAUAUCAAACAGAUUGGGAUACAGAGGUGGAAAAGGCGAAGAAACGUUUGGAUAUGUGGGACGACAAGAAGGAAUCUCUCCAAACAUAG